AUGAGUACCAACAACAACAACAACAACAACAACAACAAUGCACACGACUCCGUGUCUAAGCAAAUGGAUGUCGAAACCGACAUUGUCACGUUGACGAGAUUCAUCUUGCAAGAACAACAGAAAUUGGCACCCAACGCCACUGGCGAAUUGAGUUUAUUAUUGAACUCGUUGCAAUUUGCAUUCAAGUUUAUUGCUCACAACAUUAGAAGAGCAGAAUUGGUCAACUUGCUCGGUGUUUCCGGUACCGCAAACACCACUGGUGAUGUCCAAAAGAAACUUGAUGUGAUUGGUGAUGAAAUCUUUAUCAAUGCCAUGAAAAGCUCAGGUAAUGUAAAGGUGCUCGUUUCGGAAGAACAGGAGGACUUGAUCAUAUUCCCGGGAGGCGGUCGUUAUGCUGUUUGCACCGACCCUAUUGAUGGUUCAUCCAAUAUCGAUGCUGGUGUUUCAGUCGGUACCAUUUUCGGUGUUUAUAGAAUUGCCGACAACUCAGAUGGAUCAAUCAGCGAUGUUCUCAGAAAGGGUACUGAGUUGGUUUGUGCUGGUUACACAAUGUAUGGUGCUUCGGCCCACUUGAUGUUGACUACUGGUAAUGGGGUCAAUGGAUUCACAUUGGAUACCCAAUUGGGUGAGUUUAUCCUCACACAACCAAACUUGCGUAUUCCUGAUAGUAGAGCCAUCUACUCGGUCAAUGAAGGUAACUCUUACUACUGGCCAGAAUACGUCAAGAAGUACUUUGAAGAUUUGAAGAAGCCUCAAGAGAAUGGAAAGCCAUACUCGGCAAGAUACAUUGGGUCAAUGGUGGCUGAUAUUCAUAGAACCUUGUUGUACGGAGGUAUUUUCGCUUACCCAGGAGACAGCAAGUCAAAGAAUGGUAAGUUGAGAAUUCUUUAUGAAGGUUUCCCCAUGGCUAUGUUGUUGGAACAAGCUGGUGGUAAGGCCGUUAAUGAUAGAGGUGAGAGAAUUUUGGAGAUUUUGCCAAAGGGUAUUCAUGACAAGUCGAGUAUCUGGUUGGGAUCAAAGAAUGAAAUUGAAAAGUUUGAAUCUUAUAUUCCAAAGUAA
This is a messenger RNA of Lodderomyces theae, 1059 nucleotides long. RefSeq names its product fructose 1,6-bisphosphate 1-phosphatase (gene FBP1). The coding region runs from base 1 to 1059 and encodes 352 amino acids. Gene Ontology annotation, molecular function: fructose 1,6-bisphosphate 1-phosphatase activity. Gene Ontology annotation, cellular component: cytoplasm; cytosol. Lineage: Eukaryota; Fungi; Ascomycota; Pichiomycetes; Serinales; Debaryomycetaceae. The record is from RefSeq and is a predicted model, not a curated record. The transcript has a single exon. Gene Ontology annotation, biological process: gluconeogenesis; fructose 6-phosphate metabolic process; fructose metabolic process.